Molecule: messenger RNA, 1380 nt
Organism: Psilocybe cubensis
Lineage: Eukaryota; Fungi; Basidiomycota; Agaricomycetes; Agaricales; Agrocybaceae
Exons: 12
Coding region: 1-1380 (459 amino acids)
Biological process (GO): tricarboxylic acid cycle; fumarate metabolic process; malate metabolic process
Cellular component (GO): mitochondrion; tricarboxylic acid cycle heteromeric enzyme complex
Molecular function (GO): fumarate hydratase activity
Source: RefSeq, a predicted model, not a curated record
AUGUCUUCGAACAACUUUCGCGUGGAAAAGGAUACAUUCGGUGACCUCCAGGUCCCUGCAGACAAGUCUCUGCAGAAUUUUGACAUUGGUGGACCCGCUGAGCGAUUACCCCUUCCCUUGAUAAAAGCGUUUGGUGUCUUGAAGAAGGCAGCUUCAGUCGUCAAUGUCGAAUAUGGACUGGACCGUAAAAUUGGCGAGGCUAUCCAGACCGCAGCCGACGAGGUGAUAUCUGGUAAAUUAGCGGAUCAUUUCCCUUUGGUUGUGUUCCAAACCGGAAGCGGAACCCAAAGCAAUAUGAACACCAACGAGGUUAUUUCCAACAGGGCCAUCGAAAUUCUUGGAGGCCAGCUUGGAUCUAAGACUCCCGUCCACCCCAAUGACCAUGUUAACAUGAGUCAAAGUAGUAACGAUUCCUUCCCUACCGUCAUGCACAUUGCUGUAGUAACGGAGAUCAGCAACAACUUGCUACCUGCUUUGACUGAACUCCACCAAGCUUUGCAAGAAAAGGCAAAGGCAUUUGAUCAUAUUAUCAAAAUUGGACGCACGCAUUUGCAGGAUGCUACCCCAUUAACGCUUGGUCAAGAAUUUAGUGGCUAUGUUCAACAAGUUGCCAAUGGCAUCGAACGUGUGAAAGACACGCUUCCAAGACUGCGAUGUCUUGCCCAGGGAGGAACCGCAGUUGGAACUGGCCUUAACACAAAAAAAGGAUUCGACGUCAAAGUUGCCGCUGAAAUUUCCAAAAUUACCGGCAUACAAUUUAUAACUGCUCCCAAUAAGUUUGAAGCCCUCGCUGCGCAUGACGCUCUUGUCGAAGCUCACGGCGCACUGAAUGUUGUGGCUUGUUCAUUGAUGAAAAUUGCCAACGAUAUCCGAUAUCUAGGCUCCGGCCCCCGUUGUGGACUAGGUGAAUUGAGCCUACCAGAAAAUGAACCCGGAAGCAGUAUUAUGCCGGGAAAAGUUAACCCUACUCAGUGCGAGGCCCUCACCAUGGUUGCAGCACAGGUGAUGGGUAAUCAGACUACUGUGAGCGUCGCCGGUGCUAGUGGACAAUUCGAGUUGAACGUAUUCAAACCUGUGAUUGCCAAAAAUGUGCUCCAAAGCAUUCGUUUGCUCGCGGAUGGGUCUCGAUCGUUUACAAAGAACUGUGUUGUUGGCAUUCAAGCGAACGAGAAGCGUAUCAACAACCUACUUAACGAGUCAUUGAUGCUUGCUACCAUUCUAAACAGUCAUCUAGGCUACGACAACGUAGCAAAAUGCGCCAAGAAGGCGCACAAAGAGGGAACGACACUGAAAGAGGCGACAGUGGCACUUGGAUUCCUGACGCCAGAGGAAUUCGACCAGAAAGUUCGACCGGAGUUGAUGUUGCACCCUGACAAUUAA